Molecule: messenger RNA, 2004 nt
Organism: Schistocerca gregaria
Lineage: Eukaryota; Metazoa; Arthropoda; Insecta; Orthoptera; Acrididae
Exons: 1
Coding region: 1-2004 (667 amino acids)
Source: RefSeq, a predicted model, not a curated record
AUGGGCCUCGCCGAACGCACUGCCUCUCGGCUGCACUUGAUGGGCCUGGCCGAACGCACCGCCUCCCCGCCGCACUCGAUGGGCCUGGCCGAACGCACCGCCUCCCGGACGCACUCGAUGGGCCUGGCCGAACGCACCGCCUCCCGGCCGCACUCGAUGGGCCUGGCCGAACGCACCGCCUCCCGGCCGCACUCGAUGGGCCUGGCGGAACGCACCGCCUCCCGGCCGCACUCGAUGGGCCUGGCGGAACGCACCGCCUCCCGGCCGCACUCGGUGGGCCUGGCGGAACGCACCGCCUCCCGGCCGCACUCGGUGGGCCUGGCGGAACGCACCGCCUCCCGGCCGCACUCGGUGGGCCUGGCGGAACGCACCGCCUCCCGGCCGCACUCGGUGGGCCUGGCGGAACGCACCGCCUCCCGGGCGCACUCGGUGGGCCUGGCGGAACGCACCGCCUCCCGGCCGCACUCGGUGGGCCUGGCGGAACGCACCGCCUCCCGGCCGCACUCGGUGGGCCUGGCGGAACGCACCGCCUCCCGGCCGCACUCGGUGGGCCUGGCGGAACGCACCGCCUCCCGGCCGCACUCGGUGGGCCUGGCGGAACGCACCGCCUCCCGGCCGCACUCGGUGGGCCUGGCGGAACGCACCGCCUCCCGGCCGCACUCGGUGGGCCUGGCCGAACGCACCGCCUCCCGGCCGCACUCGGUGGGCCUGGCCGAACGCACCGCCUCCCGGCCGCACUCGGUGGGCCUGGCCGAACGCACCGCCUCCCGGCCGCACUCGGUGGGCCUGGCUGAACGCACCGCCUCCCGGCCGCACUCGGUGGGCCUGGCCGAACGCACCGCCUCCCGGCCGCACUCGGUGGGCCUGGCCGAACGCACCGCCUCCCGGCCGCACUCGGUGGGCCUGGCCGAACGCACCGCCUCCCGGCCGCACUCGGUGGGCCUGGCCGAACGCACCGCCUCCCGGCCGCACUCGGUGGGCCUGGCCGAACGCACCGCCUCCCGGCCGCACUCGGUGGGCCUGGCCGAACGCACCGCCUCCCGGCCGCUCUCGGUGGGCCUGGCCGAACGCACCGCCUCCCGGCCGCACUCGGUGGGCCUGGCCGAACGCACCGCCUCCCGGCCGCACUCGGUGGGCCUGGCCGAACGCACCGCCUCCCGGCCGCACUCGGUGGGCCUGGCCGAACGCACCGCCUCCCGGCCGCACUCGGUGGGCCUGGCCGAACGCACCGCCUCCCGGCCGCACUCGGUGGGCCUGGCCGAACGCACCGCCUCCCGGCCGCACUCGGUGGGCCUGGCCGAACGCACCGCCUCCCGGCCGCACUCGGUGGGCCUGGCCGAACGCACCGCCUCCCGGCCGCACUCGGUGGGCCUGGCCGAACGCACCGCCUCCCGGCCGCACUCGGUGGGCCUGGCCGAACGCACCGCCUCCCGGCCGCACUCGGUGGGCCUGGCCGAACGCACCGCCUCCCGGCCGCACUCGGUGGGCCUGGCCGAACGCACCGCCUCCCGGCCGCACUCGGUGGGCCUGGCCGAACGCACCGCCUCCCGGCCGCACUCGGUGGGCCUGGCCGAACGCACCGCCUCCCGGCCGCACUCGGUGGGCCUGGCCGAACGCACCGCCUCCCGGCCGCACUCGGUGGGCCUGGCCGAACGCACCGCCUCCCGGCCGCACUCGGUGGGCCUGGCCGAACGCACCGCCUCCCGGCCGCACUCGGUGGGCCUGGCCGAACGCACCGCCUCCCGGCCGCACUCGGUGGGCCUGGCCGAACGCACAGUGUCCCGGCCGCACUCGGUGGGCCUGGCCGAACGCACAGUGUCCCGGCCGCACUCGGUGGGCCUGGCCGAACGCACAGUGUCCCCUCCUCACUCGGUGGGCCUGCCCGAACGCACCGCCUCCCGGCCGCACUCGGUGGGCCUGGCCGAACGCACAGUGUUCCCUCCUCACUCGGUGGGCCUGCCCGAACGCACCGCCUCUCGGCCGCACUCGGUGGGCCUGGCCUAA